Messenger RNA from Oikopleura dioica, 402 nucleotides. NCBI's taxonomy places the organism in Eukaryota, Metazoa, Chordata, Appendicularia, Copelata, Oikopleuridae. The record is from the annotation of a GenBank genome assembly.
AUGAACGCGGCAAUAACACAAAUGUUCGAGCAAAUUAAGGAUAUGGGCUGCGAAGAGGCUCAGGAGUGGAUGACCUGGGUGGAAGAUUCAAAUGCAUUUUCCUGCUCUUGGUUGGACAACAGCAACAAGGAUCUGAUCAAAGAAAAGUUCGCCUGCUACUCCAAAGGAUGCGAUGUCAACAUUUGCGGUAUUUACGCAAGAAAUUACUACUCAAGUUAUUUUUCCACAACCACUGCUACCACAACUACUACGACCACCACAACCUCUACCGCGCCAACAACAACCACGACGGCGAAACGAACAACGACAAGAGUUACUCUGAAAGCAACUGGCUCCGCUCAGACAUCUUCGUUUUCCCUCAUUUUUCUUCUCUUUAUCUUCCUUUUCUUCAAAAAUAAAUAA